GAUCAAACUGUUGCUUCAAGAUGUGUUUAACAUGUCAUAGGUCCGUGUUUUUCUGUUGAAAGUCACACUGUUGACUGACAGGAAUUACAGGCGUACUGGAGCUCAAAGUGUGAAAUAAUCAUCAGAAACAGAGUUAGACGGUCACACCCAUUAACACUUACAGAUAUUUUAACUUAUUGUAGAGUUUCUCUCCACUUUACUCUACAGAGCAGCUUCACAUCAGCACAUCUGUCGUUUUAUCAGUUUUGAAGAGUUUGUCUUUUCAUAUUUGUGAAACUGAUGAAGAUGUUUCUCCCUGUUUUGCUCUGCUUGUGUUUCUGGCGUCUGGAUGGAGCAGUUCCUGAGUCAGUGUUUGAGGGAGAUUCAGUCUCUCUAAAGUCUCGUCUCACUGAAAUAAAGGAUGAUGAUGUGAUUCAGUGGAGAUUUGGAUAUGAUAAAAGCAUUUUAAUAGCAGAAAUCAAUAAACGGGCCGGCAGAUUCACUGUAUAUGAUGAUGUUCUUGAUGGGAGAUUCAGAGACAGACUGAAGCUGGACAAUCAAACUGGAUCUCUGACCAUCACAAACACCACAACUGAACAUGAAGGAGAUUAUAAACUACAGAUCAACAGUGCGAUUAGAGAGAGUUUCUAUCUCAAUGUCUACGGACUGAAGUCAGUGUUUGAGGGAGAUUCAGUCUCUAUAAACUCUAAUCUCACUGAAAUAAAGGAUGAUGAUGUGAUUCUGUGGAGGUUUGAAGAUGGAAACACUUUAAUAGCAGAAAUCAAUAAACGGGCCGACAGAUUCACUGUAUAUGAUGAUGUUCUUGAUGGGAGAUUCAGAGACAGACUGAAACUGGACAAUCAAACUGGAUCUCUGACCAUCACAAACACCACAACUGAAGAUACUGGAGUUUAUCGUCUACUGACCAACAGUGAGAUCAAGCUUUUUAUUCUCGAUGUCUUUGAUGAAAUGGAGUCAGUGUCAGUGAUGGAGGGAGAUUCAGUCUCUCUAAACUCUAAUCUCACUGAAAUAAAGCGUGAUGAUGUGAUUCUGUGGAGGUUUGAAGAUGGAAAGACAUUAAUGGCAGAAAUCAAUAAACGGGCCGAUAGAUUCACUGUAUAUGAUGAUCUUGAUGGGAGAUUCAGAGACAGACUGAAGCUGGACAAUCAAACUGGAUCUCUGACCAUCUCACACACCACAACUGAUCAUGCUGGAGAUUAUAGACUACAGAAAUUUUCAGGAAGAUUCUCAUCAAAACUAUUCAGAGUUUCUGUCUAUAACUCUGCCCACUGCUGUGGUCCUACUGAAGCUGUGAUCCGAUUGGUCCUCUCUGCUCUGGUGGGCGUGGCUACUGUCAUCAUUCUGGUUUAUGACAUCAGAUCCAGAAGAGCUGAACGAGAUCAAGCACAUAUUCACACAUCAGGUGCAUGAUUGAUGAUGUCAUUUCUCACAAACUGAUUUGCCAUAUAUAUUUGUGAGGUUCAUUACUUUUUGGCUUUAUAUAUAUAUUUUUUUAUCUUUUCUACUGAAAUCUAAAGCAGAACGCUGAACUUUAAAGAUUCUUCAAGUGUGUUUUUUGCUCUUCUGGUGUUUUUUUCAUAAUAAAUACUGAAUAUUUGAGCUUGACGAUUUUUGAGGUUUAAAAAACAUCUUAUUUGUAAUGCUUUAUUGUUGAUAUUUCUCUCAGAUACAAAAAAUAAUAAUAAAGAGACACAGAUCUCACUUUAAACUGCUGUAUAUUUGCUGUAUGUAUUUUCUUGCCUUUAUCAAUAAAGUUUCUCACUCUGAG
Messenger RNA from Pimephales promelas (fathead minnow), 1768 nucleotides. RefSeq lists its product as uncharacterized. The record is from RefSeq and is a predicted model, not a curated record. Lineage: Eukaryota; Metazoa; Chordata; Actinopteri; Cypriniformes; Leuciscidae.